GAGAGUUGUAUUGUUCUUUGCCCAACCCUAGGAAUGUCCAUUUUGAAUCUGUAAACAUGAAGAAUGUUCUUCACUGGUCAGCACCAGAAGGCACAGGAGAUGGAGUACGCUACAAGGUGAAGUAUUCAGUAUACGGUAUUGGCAAAUGGAUUCGAAAGCCAGAAUGCAAGAAUAUCAACAGAACGUGGUGUGACCUCUCCAGUGAGACCUCUGACUACGAAGAACAAUACUAUGCAAGCGUUAAAGCCUUCCUAAAUGGGAUGUGCUCUGACUGGAUGGAGACCACACGAUUCAACCCUCUUACAGACACUAAAAUUGAUCCACCCAUGGUAAGUGUAUCUUCCACUGAGAAAUCUAUUUCAAUCAUUCUGACUGCUCCUGAGAAGUGGAAGGGAAGUCCUGAGGAAGAACCCAUAUCUCUGCUUCAAGUGUAUCCUGGCCUGCAAUACAAUGUGUCCGUCCUCAACAAGAAAACAAAGAAGCGGUGGUUCUUCUCCGUCAGCAACACCACCUUGGUUGUGCCCUGGUUAGAAUCUGGAACAGCUUAUUGUGUCAGUGCACAGAUAUAUGUCACCACACCACUUUUGCACAGUGGGUUCUCCAAAGAAUAUUGCAUUUCUACUUUGAAAGAUAAAACGGCAGAUGAGAUGAUAACAAUCGUAUUUGGAUAUGUUCUGCCUAUCAUGCUGGCUGUCCUUUUUAUUUCAAUGAUAUCCUAUUGUGUGCACAGGUAUAUUCAUGUCAGCAAACAGAAACAUCCAACAAACCUGGUAAGUGUUCUUUAUUGCCGGAUGAUGCUGCCAACCUGGGCGCUCACAGCAGAGCUGUGUGUUUUCCGGGGCUCCGAGUCG
Pelecanus crispus (Dalmatian pelican) is the source of this 851-nucleotide messenger RNA. Lineage: Eukaryota; Metazoa; Chordata; Aves; Pelecaniformes; Pelecanidae. The record is from RefSeq and is a predicted model, not a curated record.